This is a messenger RNA of Carcharodon carcharias (great white shark), 864 nucleotides long. RefSeq names its product transcriptional repressor scratch 1-like. Lineage: Eukaryota; Metazoa; Chordata; Chondrichthyes; Lamniformes; Lamnidae. Gene Ontology annotation, biological process: regulation of DNA-templated transcription. The transcript has 2 exons. The record is from RefSeq and is a predicted model, not a curated record. Gene Ontology annotation, molecular function: RNA polymerase II cis-regulatory region sequence-specific DNA binding; DNA-binding transcription factor activity, RNA polymerase II-specific. The coding region runs from base 1 to 864 and encodes 287 amino acids.
AUGCCUCGAUCGUUCCUCGUUAAGAAGGUGAAAUUGGAUGGUUUCCACUCUUCCUCUGCUGCAGUCUCAGCUUCUGAACAGCACCUUGAUAACUCGUAUGCAAUAGCUAGGUCUAUCACAGACUCUGUGGGGAGCUUAGGGGUCCGGGUCAGUGAGAACGGUUACAUUCACAGUUACAUCAGCCCGUCAGUGUAUGAGAGCGGAGGGGAGAGUCUGACAGCCCCCCAGCCUGUCUAUACCAAAGUUGGCGAAGUGUAUGGGGAGCCGGAGGGGCUGGGGCCUGACAGCCCACAGUCGGGGCUGGCCAGUGGCUAUUUCAGUGGCGAGGCGGCGGUCAGUGAGGGCUACAGCAUGGACGCCUUCUUCAUCACGGAUGGCCGCUCGAGGAGGAGCGGUGGGAGCGGCCGCCAGGCAACCCAACGCCACCGCUGCGGGGAGUGCGGCAAGACCUACGCCACAUCGUCCAACCUGAGCCGCCACAAGCAGACCCACCGCAGCCUGGACAGCCAGCUGGCCCGCAAGUGCCCGACCUGCUCCAAGGUCUACGUGUCCAUGCCGGCCCUGGCCAUGCAUGUCCUCACCCACGACCUCAAGCACAAGUGCGGCACCUGCGGCAAGGCCUUCAGCCGGCCCUGGCUGCUGCAGGGUCACCUGCGCUCGCACACGGGCGAGAAGCCCUUUGGCUGCGCCCACUGCGGGAAAGCCUUCGCCGACCGCUCCAACCUGCGGGCGCACAUGCAGACCCACUCUGCCUUCAAGCACUUCCGGUGCAAGCGGUGCAACAAGACUUUCGCCCUCAAGUCCUACCUGAACAAGCACUAUGAGUCCGCCUGCUUCAAGGGCCCCCAGGAGGGGGAGUCCUGA